This is a messenger RNA of Melampsora larici-populina 98AG31, 1404 nucleotides long. RefSeq lists its product as uncharacterized. Bases 1 to 1404 code for a protein of 467 amino acids. Gene Ontology annotation, cellular component: nucleus; chromosome. The record is from RefSeq and is a predicted model, not a curated record. Gene Ontology annotation, molecular function: ATP hydrolysis activity; ATP binding. Lineage: Eukaryota; Fungi; Basidiomycota; Pucciniomycetes; Pucciniales; Melampsoraceae. Gene Ontology annotation, biological process: meiotic recombination checkpoint signaling; reciprocal meiotic recombination. The transcript is spliced from 11 exons.
AUGAUAGUUGAAGUUAGAUUAAAGCCAGGUUCUACUAUUUUGUAUGAUACUGCUCGACAAUCUAUUGGAAAUUAUAUAAUUGAUAAUUUUGCUUGUUUAGAAACUCAUGCUACUAUUCCAGGUUGGGCAGAUAUAAAAUUUUUAGAAGAUGAAGUAGAUCAUGUAUAUUGUGCAGAAUCAGCCCAUCCAUCAAGAUUAGUACCAUUACAAGAAGUCAAAUUACAUAUUCAUAUUUAUGAGAUUCCAUUAGAAGGCGAAGAUAAGGUUUCGAUCAUGUCAGCUAAUCCCACUGAAAUCUCAUCAUCUGAUUUCCAAAACCCAUCAUCAAAUUUAGAUGAUGAAUCACAUGAUGGUAUUCAGGAUGGAGAUGUGGCUGCUUCUAAACUUGAAUUACCUGCUCAUCGAUUAGAAGGUAUUUGGGAAAGUUUGAUUUAUGAAGAUGGAUUGAAAAUUAAAUUAUUGAAUUAUAUAUAUUCUUCUAUAAUAUUUGCAGAACGAAAUGUCAAUCAAGCUUUAAUUGCAUGGCAUAGAUUGAUUUUAUUACAUGGACCACCAGGAACAGGAAAAACUUCAUUAUGUAGAUCACUUUCUCAAAAAAUCUCAAUUCGACUUUCAUAUCUGUAUCAAAAAACCGAAUUGAUCGAAAUCAACUCUCAUUCAUUAUUUUCUAAAUGGUUUUCUGAAAGUGGAAAACUAGUUCAAAGUUUAUUUUUAAAAAUUAGUGAAAUGUUAGAGGAUGAUGAUAUGUUUGUGAUUGUAUUAAUAGAUGAGGUGGAAAGUCUUGCUGGGUCUAGAUCUACAGGUACUUCUGGGAAUGAACCAAGUGAUGCGUUAAGAGCAGUUAAUGCAUUAUUAACAGAGUUGGAUAAACUCAAACACAGAAGAAAUGUAUUGAUACUAACCACUUCAAAUCUAACUGGCUCAAUAGGCGAGUUGUGGAUGAUAUAUGAUGCAUUCAUGGAUCGAGCGGAUCUUAAACAAUAUAUUGGUUUACCACCUAUUGAAGCUAUCUAUUGGAUCUUACGUACUUGUUUAAAUGAAUUGAUUAAAGUAGGAAUCUUGAAACCUAAAACUUUAAUUGAUUAUAAAGAAGUGAUUUUGCGUCGUGAAGAAUUUGGAGAACGUGAAGAGAUUGAGCCAAGUGAAUUGAAUGAAAAGGUCAAGAGUAGUUCAUUGAGAUGUUCUAUGAAAUUAUUAAAAAUUUCAGAAAAAGCUAAAGGUAUGUCAGGUAGAAGUUUAAGAAGGUUACCUUUAUUGGCACAUUCUAAGAUUUUAAAUAAGAUUAAACUUUCCAAGACUAAAGGCCAAAACCAAGUUGAAAAGAUUAGGAUGGAAACUUAUUUAGAUGGGAUGUUAAGAUCUGUAAUAGAAGAUCAACUUAGUAUUGAUCAACUUGGGAAUUGA